Molecule: messenger RNA, 1785 nt
Organism: Caenorhabditis remanei
Lineage: Eukaryota; Metazoa; Nematoda; Chromadorea; Rhabditida; Rhabditidae
Exons: 5
Coding region: 1-1785 (594 amino acids)
Biological process (GO): chromatin remodeling; regulation of transcription by RNA polymerase II
Cellular component (GO): nucleus; SAGA-type complex
Molecular function (GO): transcription coactivator activity; chromatin binding
Source: RefSeq, a predicted model, not a curated record
AUGGCGGAUGACUCUGAGCCACCAACAUGCUUCAAUUGUACACUGCAAGUCAACGAAACUAUACAUGUUAAAUGUAACGAAUGCCCAGUGAACAUUUGUAUGCUGUGUUUCCAAUGCGGCGCUGAAUCGCCUCCUCAUCGUCGAGGACACAACUACGAGCUCUUGAAACCAUUGGAAGAUGGUGACGGAAUGACCUGGACACACGAAGAUGAGUUUGAAUUGCUGAAAGCUGCUCACAGAUUCAAGAUGGGCAAUUGGGGAGCGAUUGCUGAAAGUAUUGGUCGCGGACGAAGAGAAGGACAAAACUGCAAAGACUAUUUCGAGAAACACUUUGUUCGUGGAUGGAUGGGACAAUUUUCUAUAAAAAGUGCAAACUGGGAAAAAACAAAAUUUGAGAUGUUCGAUAAGCAAGAGUUGGACAGUGUCCUUCAGAAGAACUGUCUUGAAUCGACAGAAAGAAUGUUGUUGAUUCGUGACGCUAUUCGCGAUUCAGAAGAGACUUUCGAAGAAAAUGAUCCAAAGCUAGCAAUCAAAAUUCAACAACUCUUGGAGAAGUAUAUUCAAAAGUGUAUUGAUAAUGAUGUCGAGAUAAAAUAUGAACGACCACAGCCGCUCAAAGGUCAGUACGAAACUGAAUUGACACCGGAUGAUUGUGAUCGCGAUGAUGUCAGAAACAGAAAAUCUGUAAAGCUCGAAAUUCAAACUGAUGACAGCGACCACGAUGAUUCACCAGGACCUUCGUGCAGUUACCGUCGUAGUGGACCUCCAAGUGCAAAGAAGAGUAGAACAACUCGAGUUGUGAUGGAGUCAAGCAGUGAUUCAGAAGAAGCAAGAAAAAGUGCUUCUCCUGAAAACGAUACGUUAUACAAUGAUCUUGAGAGAGACGACCAGGAUCCGGAAGCUGAUGAAACUGCUCAAGAAGUUGAUUCUGAGGAGGAAGAAGAGGAGGACACAAAACCCAAGAGAGGAGCUACACCCGGAAAAAGAAAGAGACGAAAGAGAUUCGGUUUGUCGAAAAAAGAUAGACGAUUGGACGAAUUCCGUAAGAAGAUGAAUCGAGAACAGAAACAAGUUGAGAAGAAGUUGGCGACUCUUGGUGAACUUUGUACAGCAGAAGAAGUAAAAGUUUUGAGAAAAGAGUAUUCUCGCUUGUUGCAUGAAAAUGGCGUUUCGAAAUCAGAUCGUCCAAAGAUCAAGCAAAGUACAGAACUGAGUUUACUUGGUUACAAUAUAGAACGUGAAGAGUUCGAAACAGAAUGGUUCAACGAAGCGGAGCAGCUCAUCAGUCGACUCACUAUUUCUGCGGCACCGCCCAAAAAAGACGAAAAGCUUGAUAUAGAGAAUGAUAUCAAGUUCGCUCGUCUGCGCCAUUAUAUUCGCUUACUAGGAAUUCGAAAAGCGAAGAGAAAUACUGUUCUCGAACACGACAAAAUCAACGAGUUCAUCAGAUGGUAUAAGGAAGCUUGCCUUCUCUCCAAAACAAACAGCAUAUCAGAUAUAAUGGAUUCUCGUAGCGAGAAAGACAAAUUGUUGGAGAUGACUCAACAGUUUUUAAGAAGAGACGAAUACCAGAAUCUUCGAGCUUGUAUCGAGAAAAUCGAUGGAAUGGUGGAACGAAUUGAAGUUCUUCAAGAGUUACAAAGAAACGGCGAAACGACACUCCGAAACGCUCCAGUUGAACGUAAAUCGAAGAAGAAGAUGAGAAAGAUUGACUGCGAACAGAAGAAGAAGAUUGCCAUGGAAUGGAAUAAGUACAAGAAGUGGCACACUCAAGGCUGGGAAUAA